AUGUCCGAGGUCGAGGAGACCCUCAACCGCAUCAAGACCCACAAGGGUGUAUCUGGCAUCGUCAUCGUUAACAGCGAGGGCGUCCCGAUCCGGUCGACGCUCGAGAGCAAGCAGACGCUGCAGUACUCAGCGCUGAUCUCCCAGCUCAGCGCCAAGGCCAGGAGUGUCGUGCGCGACCUGGACCCCCAGAACGACCUGACGUUCCUCCGGAUUAGGUCCAAGAAGCACGAGAUCAUGAUCGCGCCAGACAAAGAGUACAUUCUGAUCGUCAUCCAGGACCCCAACGCCGACCAGUCCAGCUGA
Messenger RNA from Prorocentrum cordatum, 303 nucleotides. The record is from the annotation of a GenBank genome assembly. NCBI's taxonomy places the organism in Eukaryota, Dinophyceae, Prorocentrales, Prorocentraceae.